Salvelinus fontinalis (brook trout) is the source of this 5247-nucleotide messenger RNA. RefSeq names its product ras-related protein Rab-15-like. The transcript has 6 exons. The record is from RefSeq and is a predicted model, not a curated record. Gene Ontology annotation, biological process: Rab protein signal transduction. NCBI's taxonomy places the organism in Eukaryota, Metazoa, Chordata, Actinopteri, Salmoniformes, Salmonidae. Gene Ontology annotation, molecular function: GTPase activity; GTP binding. The coding region runs from base 360 to 998 and encodes 212 amino acids.
AUACUCGUGCGUUGACGGUGAUAUCGAGAGAAAAUAGGAAGCUGCCGAGCGCAUCCCCGUCACCGCGCCCAUCAGAAAGGAGGAGAGGGCUGGAUGGAAGGAAUCUGGUCCGUUCUCAUAUAGCUACUCUUUGUUACCAAAAGAGACCGCUCCUGGUUUGAUAGAAAGAAAAGAGAGGUUCGAGCUUGCUCCCCCGUUUCUCGAAAGAAAAUCAAAAGACUACUUUACAUUUUGGGCAGACAUGGGCUGGGGUGUAGGUGUGUUGGGUUUGGGGCAGAUAUGGGCUGGGUUGUAGCUGGGUUGGGUUUGGUAAUUCGUUGCCGAGUUAGCUGGCUUGCUGUUCUUAUUUCAAAGAAGCUAUGGCUAAGCAGUAUGAUGUGCUCUUCCGACUCCUGCUGCUCGGUGAUUCGGGGGUUGGGAAAACAUGUUUAUUAUGCAGAUUCACGGACAACGAAUUUCACCCGUCUCACAUCUCCACAAUCGGAGUCGAUUUUAAAAUGAAGACACUGGAGAUAGAUGGCAUCAAAGUGAGGAUACAGAUAUGGGACACAGCAGGACAGGAGAGAUAUCAGACCAUCACUAAGCAGUACUACAGACGAGCACAGGGAAUCUUCCUGGUUUACGACAUCACAAGUGAGCGAUCCUUCCAGCACAUCAUGAAGUGGGCCAGCGAUGUGGACGAGUAUGCUCCUGAUAACAUCCAGAAGAUCCUCAUAGGGAACAAGUCAGACGAGGAGGAGAAGAGGCAGGUAGCUACAGAACAGGGCAACAAGCUGGCCAAUGAUUAUGGGAUGGACUUUUUUGAGACAAGUGCCUUCACCAACCAUAACAUAACAGAGUCCUUCACGCGAUUGGCUGAGCAGGUCCUGUCGGCCAAUAAGAAGGACCUGGACCUCCUGAGGUCGUCGGUCACAAACGAGCUCAACCUUGCCGCCCUGGAGGAGGAGGAGGGCAUCACAGACGGGGCCGCCGCCUCACAGAAGGGCUGCUGGUGUUAAGGGCCUGGUCAAAAGUAGUACACUAUGUAGAGAAUAGGGUGAGAAAAGUAGGGAACUAUAUAGGGAAUAGGGUGCCACUUCUCCUUAUGUAAGGACUGGGUCUGGCUGCGUCUUGAAUCACACCCUAUUCCUUAUGCGAGCUCUGCUUGAAAGUAGUGCACUUUGUAGGGAAUAGAGUGACAAAAGUGGUGCCCUAUGUAGGGAAUAGGGUGGGGGGGGUGACACUUCUCGUAGCUGAUUGCCUUUCUACCAUUCUAGGUGCUGUACUGGUGUUUGAUGGGUUUUUACCAAUGAUGUAUGUAAACCCUGGAUUGCUAAUGCUAUGUAUUGGCCAAUGAGAUGUUCUGAAGUCACCGGUCGGCCAUAUUGGCACUCCUCAGAAAAGCUUGUCCUCUAGGAAUGAAUGAAAUUCUACAGUAUUUCAUUGAAAUGCUUCAAGGACAAAAUUACAUGUAUUUAAGUAUUUAUUUGUUAUAGUGGGGACAGUGACAGUAAUAUCAGUACUUUAAAAAAAAAAAGAGAAAAGUAUCUAUAUAUUUUUUUGUAUAUUUAGCUAACAAUAUAAUUUAAAAGUAUGCUUUAAGUUGUCUGUAAUAAUAGAAUAAACAUGGCAAAAACAAAUUUAGACAUUUAUAAAUGCAUUUCUAUAUCUUCCUAAGUAUUUUUAUUUUUACACUGGUGGGGGAGUACCAAGAUGGAGGCGCGGUGGCUUCAAAACGUCGCCCCUUAAUUAGUCAUCUAGUGUAUAUAUUAAUCAUAGUGUUUUUUUCAUGGUAUUUUUCAUUGUAGUUCAUAGGUUUGGGCACCAGAGGGUGCUACUGAUACAUGUUGCGUUGCUAUAUGAAGCAGAUAGUGCAGAGUUGUUGAUGAAGGGGUUACGACACAUUACACUGUUCUACUUGUAGUGAGUCUCAAAUCACACCUUAUUCCCUUUAUAGUACACUGCUUGGCUCUGCUCAGACCUACUGCACUAAUAGGGGAUAGGGUGUCGUUUGUUGUGCAGACAAUGUUUCCGUUUAGUUUUUAGCUUUUGCAAUUGUGUUUCUCAAGACAACUUUCCAUGAUAAUGUACAUUAGUUUAAUGUUAGUUUAAACCUAUGAGCAUUACAGGCCUGUAAAAAGUGUUGACUUUUAAUUUUGAUGGUCUAGAAAUAUUCCAUCUGUGAUUCUAUCUAUGAUGACAUGUUUUGUUUGCUUCAGUUUUACGCCAUAUUAUCCACUAGAUAGCUGCUGUUUCCGGAGUAGCCCAUUGAAUAGAAACUUAGAAAACGUAUUAUCCAGACUAGCAAAAGACCAGCAAGAGAUUUGCAUGUGUCCAACUUCCAUCCUCAUCUUCUUCUGUCUUGCAACUUCAAUGAAGUUAAUUAUUUAACUGAUCAUGAUACCCCUAUAACCCUAUUUUAGCUUUUGACCAGAGUGGCUAUACGAACUGAUCAUAGGACUAACCUCUACUGUCUGCAGCUACUGACUCAAUGUUACUACUGCUACUGUCAAACACUACUGUUUGUGUGCAAGUGAUAAUAUGGUAUGUCGUUUUGAAUGAUAUACAGGACUAUGAUCUCUAGAUACAGGUGAAAUACAGGACUAUGAUCUCUAGAUACAGGUGAAAUACAGGACUAUGAUCUCUAAGGGUGAAAUACAGGACUAGGAUCUCUAAGGGUGAGAUACAGGACUAAGAUCUCUAGAUACAGGUGAAAUACAGGACUAUGAUCUCUAAGGGUGAAAUACAGGACUAUGAUCUCUAAGGGUGAAAUACAGGACUAGGAUCUCUAGAUACAGGUGAAAUACAGGACUAGGAUCUCUAAGGGUGAAAUACAGGACUAUGAUCUCUAGAUACAGGUAAAAUACAGGACGAUGAUCUCUAGAUACAGGUGAAAUACAGGACUAUGAUCUCUAGAUAAGGGUGAAAUACAGGACUAGGAUCUCUAGAUAAGGGUGAAAUACAGGACUAGGAUCUCUAGACAAGGGUGAAAUACAGGACUAUGAUCUCUAGACAAGGGUAAAAUACAGGACUAUGAUCUCUAGACAAGGGUGAAAUACAGGACUAUGAUCUCUAGACAAGGGUGAAAUACAGGACUAGGAUCUCUAGAUAAGGGUGAAAUACAGGACUAGGAUCUCUAGAUACAGGUAAAAUACAGGACUAUGAUCUCUAGAUACAGGUAAAAUACAGGACUAGGAUCUCUAGAUAAGGGUGAAAUACAGGACUAUGAUCUCUAGAUAAGGGUGAAAUACAGGACUAUGAUCUCUAGAUAAGGGUGAAAUACAGGACUAGGAUCUCUAGAUAAGGGUGAAAUACAGGACUAUGAUCUCUAGAUAAGGGUGAAAUACAGGACUAUGAUCUCGAGAUAAGGGUGAAAUACAGGACUAGGAUCUCUAAGGGUGAAAUACAGGACUAUGAUCUCUAGAUACAGGUAAAAUACAGGACGAUGAUCUCUAGAUACAGGUGAAAUACAGGACUAUGAUCUCUAGACAAGGGUGAAAUACAGGACUAUGAUCUCUAGAUAAGGGUGAAAUACAGGACUAUGAUCUCCAGAUAAGGGUGAAAUACAGGACUAGGAUCUCUAGAUACAGGUGAAAUACAGGACUAGGAUCUCUAAGGGUGAAAUACAGGACUAUGAUCUAUAAGGGUGAAAUACAGGACUAUGAUCUCUAAGGGUGAAAUACAGGACUAUGAUCUCUAAGGGUGAAAUACAGGACUAGGAUCUCUAGAUACAGGUGAAAUACAGGACUAGGAUCUCUAAGGGUGAAAUACAGGACUAUGAUCUCUAGAUACAGGUAAAAUACAGGACGAUGAUCUCUAGAUACAGGUGAAAUACAGGACUAUGAUCUCUAGAUAAGGGUGAAAUACAGGACUAGGAUCUCUAGAUAAGGGUGAAAUACAGGACUAGGAUCUCUAGACAAGGGUGAAAUACAGGACUAUGAUCUCUAGACAAGGGUGAAAUACAGGACUAUGAUCUCUAGACAAGGGUGAAAUACAGGACUAUGAUCUCUAGACAAGGGUGAAAUACAGGACUAGGAUCUCUAGAUAAGGGUGAAAUACAGGACUAGGAUCUCUAGAUACAGGUAAAAUACAGGACUAUGAUCUCUAGAUACAGGUAAAAUACAGGACUAGGAUCUCUAGAUAAGGGUGAAAUACAGGACUAUGAUCUCUAGAUAAGGGUGAAAUACAGGACUAUGAUCUCUAGAUAAGGGUGAAAUACAGGACUAGGAUCUCUAGAUAAGGGUGAAAUACAGGACUAUGAUCUCUAGAUAAGGGUGAAAUACAGGACUAUGAUCUCGAGAUAAGGGUGAAAUACAGGACUAGGAUCUCUAAGGGUGAAAUACAGGACUAUGAUCUCUAGAUACAGGUAAAAUACAGGACGAUGAUCUCUAGAUACAGGUGAAAUACAGGACUAUGAUCUCUAGACAAGGGUGAAAUACAGGACUAUGAUCUCUAGAUAAGGGUGAAAUACAGGACUAUGAUCUCUAGAUAAGGGUGAAAUACAGGACUAUGAUCUCCAGAUAAGGGUGAAAUACAGGACUAGGAUCUCUAGAUACAGGUGAAAUACAGGACUAGGAUCUCUAAGGGUGAAAUACAGGACUAUGAUCUAUAAGGGUGAAAUACAGGACUAUGAUCUCUAGAUAAGGGUGAAAUACAGGACUAUGAUCUCUGAGGGUGAAAUACAGGACUAUGAUCUCUAGAUAAGGGUGAAAUACAGGACUAUGAUCUCUAAGGGUGAAAUACAGGACUAUGAUCUCUAAGGGUGAAAUACAGGACUAUGAUCUUUAAGGGUGAAAUACAGGACUAUGAUCUCUAGAUACAGGUGAAAUACAGGACUAUGAUCUCCAAGGGUGAAAUACAGGACUAUGAUCUUUAAGGGUGAAAUACAGGACUAUGAUCUUUAAGGGUGAAAUACAGGACUAUGAUCUCUAGACAAGGGUGAAAUACAGGACUAUGAUCUCUAGAUAAGGGUGAAAUACAGGACUAGGGUCUCUAGACAAGGGUGAAAUACAGGACUAGGAUCUCUAGAUAAUGGUGAAAUACAGGACUAUGAUCUCUAAGGGUGAAAUACAGGACUAUGAUAUGAGAUGAUGAAAUGUAUAUCUGUGCUGUUUGAUAAUGACUACUUGAAUUGCAUUUUGUGGAAAUAUAUAACGAGCAACGUUGUAAUACUUUCAGAUGUUUAUUGAAUAAAUACUGGCAGAUGUAUGACUCAUCAUGCUGUUGUGGUAACUUGAUUAAAUAAAUAAAAAAGGGUACGAUUGGCCA